AAUUCGUAAACGAACGAUUUGCUUUGAACUAAGUUUAUUAGUGUUCUGCUAUAAAAGUAUCUUACAAUAAUAGUAUGACCAUAUAAAUUGGUGAUGUGUGUUAUUUUAGUAAAGUAAUAACUGGAUGAAAGUGUGUCAACGCAAGACGAUAGACACAGAGAAGAUGUCUUCUGUCGGGGACACCGCCUGUGCAGACUUGAGUGAGAAAAAAGAUAACGAGAAAAAGAAGAGAUCCCGGGUGAAACAGCUGCUGUCUGAUGUGAAGAAGCAGGUGGAAUUUUGGUUUGGUGAUGUGAAUCUUCACAAGGACAGAUUCAUGAAGAGUAUCAUUGAGCAAUCACGAGAUGGAUAUAUUGACAUUGCCGUCCUGACAACGUUUAACCGAAUGAAAAACCUAACUGCAGAUGUCAAAUUGAUAGCCAGGGCUCUUAAAAACUCAACAAUAGUAGAGGUUAAUGAUGAGGGAACUCGUAUACGACGAAAGGAACCACUUGGUGAAACCCCAAAAGAUGUGGACAGUCGCACAGUUUAUGUGGAGCUGUUGCCAAAGACAGUCACUCACAUUUGGCUGGAGCGAGUGUUUAGCAAAUGUGGACAUGUGGUUUAUAUUAGUAUCCCCAGGUACAAGUCCACAAGGCAUUCUAAAGGAUUUGCAUUUGUGGAGUUUGAGACGCAAGAGCAAGCACAAAAAGCUGUUGAGAUGCUGAACAAUCCUCCAGAAGAUGCUCCAAGGAAGCCAGGAAUCUUCCCAAAGACUUGUAGGAAAAAGGCUGUCCCUUUUGAUGCUGUCACACAGGACAAUGAUGAGGAUGGGAAGAAAAAGAAGACGGAGCUUAAAAACAGUACUUCAGAAGAAACUGGAAGUAAUAAUAUGGAUCAAGACGGAAUGUUAGAGAGCACAGUUACCAGUGAACCAAACCUUGCAACGUUGACAAGCACAGUAAGCAAGAAAGCCAAGAAGAAAAGAUUGCGUUCUCAGAGUUUUGAGGCAUCAUCUGGGGAAGACCAAUAUGAAAUGUCAUCCAAAAUGAGGAAAGUUGAAGAGGAAAAAAGCGAAUUGAAAGAUCUAUCAUCUGAGAACAAGAAUGAAGAGUUGAACAGCUUGAAGAAGAAAGAUGAUUCUGUUUUGAAGGCCAAGAGGAAGAGAAAGAAGAAGCUCAAAGAGAGAUUGAAAGUAGGGGAGGAAGUCAUCCCUCUCAGAGUCCUCUCAAAGAAGGAGUGGUUGGACCUGAAGCAAGAGUAUCUCACACUGCAGAAGCGCUGCAUGGCCCAUCUGAAGCAGUCAGUUUUUCAGAUCAAUCAAAAGCCAACAAACUAUCACAUCGUGAAGCUUAAAGAGGAUGACACGAAUGCUUUUUAUAAAGAUACACCUAAGAAAGAGCUCACUUCUGGUCCUGAGUUUUUAAGUGGUGUCAUUGUCAAGAUUAGCUAUAACCAACCUCUGCCGAGCAAGAGGUGCAUCAAGGAUAUGCUAUCUGAGCUGUCCCCUGUGGCUUAUGUGGACCUUCUUGAUGGAGAUACAGAGGGUCAUGUUCGCUUUAAAAGUUCUGAAGAUGCACAGAAAGUCAUUAAAGCACGAUUUGAAUUUCAGAAAAAAUACAACUGGAACCUUGAACUCCUUUCUGGUGACCAUGAAAGAAGGUACUGGCAGAAGAUUUUGGUGGACAGACAAGCAAAGCUGAACACUCCUAGAGAAAAAAAGCGUGGAACAGAAAAGCUCAUUUCUAAAGCUGAGAAAAUCAUCAUUGCUAAGGCCAAGGAAGCAAGCAAUCACAUCCGCUUUGAUGAUUAACUGGGUGACAAAAUGUAAAAGGUCGUUUGAAAUGAUCUGAUUUAAUCUGUACAUUUGUUUGCAUUUUUUAUAUAUACUGUAACAAUCUUUAAUUGAGUCAUUGAUGUUAUCAUUAUUAUUAUUUUAUUCUUUACAAGUUUCAUUAUUCCUAUUUGAUUGGUUUUGAAUAAAAGUUUUUUAAGCAGUUGA
Molecule: messenger RNA, 1981 nt
Organism: Danio rerio (zebrafish)
Lineage: Eukaryota; Metazoa; Chordata; Actinopteri; Cypriniformes; Danionidae
Gene: larp7
Product: La ribonucleoprotein 7, transcriptional regulator
Biological process (GO): RNA processing; animal gross anatomical part developmental process
Cellular component (GO): nucleus; nucleoplasm; ribonucleoprotein complex
Molecular function (GO): RNA binding; nucleic acid binding
Source: RefSeq, marked provisional